ACGGUCCCCUCUCCAAGUUGAAAACUAUAAAAAGGUUCUCUCUCCUUUUACCAUUGUCUCCUCGAAAUUUCUCUCAAAAAUCUAUUUAUCGCUCCUUCGCUCGCUUGGUUCGCUCGUCGAGUCCCUCAAAAUCUCUCUGCUGCCUUGUUGAAGAAGCAUGACCAGCUCCUCCGCUCCUUCUCGCAAGGCUCUGAGCAAGAUCGCAUGCAACCGACUCCAGAAGGAACUUGUCGAGUGGCAGGUUAAUCCUCCUGCAGGUUUCAAACAUAAGGCCACCGAUAAUCUCCAAAGGUGGAUUAUCGAAGUUAAUGGAGCUUCUGGAACUCUCUAUGCAAAUGAAACGUAUCAGCUUCAAGUAGAUUUUCCUGAGCAUUACCCUAUGGAAGCGCCGCAGGUUAUUUUUAUCCCUCCUGCCCCGCUGCAUCCGCACAUUUACAGCAACGGGCAUAUAUGUUUAGAUAUUUUGUAUGAUUCUUGGUCCCCAGCCAUGACUGUUAGUUCCAUCUGUAUCAGCAUUCUCUCCAUGCUAUCAAGCUCCACCGUGAAGCAACGACCUGCGGACAAUGAUCGCUAUGUUAAGAACUGUAGGAAUGGGAGAUCUCCAAAGGAGACGAGAUGGUGGUUCCAUGAUGACAAAGUGUAAUCCUAAUUGAUUACUGACUGAAAUACCUGCCUCUGGUUGGUCGAUCAAGAAAGUAGAUAAGUUGCAUUCCCUUCUGAAAGAAAGGUGGACAAGAAAAGGAGUUUAUUAACACCCC
Macadamia integrifolia is the source of this 758-nucleotide messenger RNA. Its product is annotated as probable ubiquitin-conjugating enzyme E2 18. The transcript has 6 exons. The coding region runs from base 158 to 643 and encodes 161 amino acids. The record is from RefSeq and is a predicted model, not a curated record. NCBI's taxonomy places the organism in Eukaryota, Viridiplantae, Streptophyta, Magnoliopsida, Proteales, Proteaceae.